This is a messenger RNA of Zingiber officinale, 1659 nucleotides long. Its product is annotated as probable dual-specificity RNA methyltransferase RlmN. Gene Ontology annotation, biological process: rRNA base methylation; tRNA methylation. Gene Ontology annotation, molecular function: RNA methyltransferase activity; iron-sulfur cluster binding. Bases 39 to 1235 code for a protein of 398 amino acids. The transcript is spliced from 10 exons. Lineage: Eukaryota; Viridiplantae; Streptophyta; Magnoliopsida; Zingiberales; Zingiberaceae. The record is from RefSeq and is a predicted model, not a curated record.
UAUCCGCAUGCCUUUUUUUCGUUCACUAGGCUACAACCAUGGCGGCCGUCCUCCACCACUCCGCCCCGCUUGCUCGCGUCCUGGGCUUCCGCGCGGCCGCCACCGUCGCCUCUCCCACUCCGGUGCGCUUGGUUCAAUCUGAAUCCCGUAUCCUCCUCGGCUUGUCCGAGCCGGAACUCCGCCAGCUAGCCCUCGAUUUCGGUCAGAAAAGUUAUCGAGGGAAGCAGAUGCAUGAUCAACUGUACAAAAUCAAGGCGAAGGAAAUCCAGGACUUCAGCCACUUGCCUCAAUCAUUUCGAGAUAGUCUAAAGGAAGCUGGAUGGAGAGUUGGGAGAUCCCCCGCUCACCAUGUAGUUUCUGCAGCUGAUGGUACUCUUAAGAUUCUUAUAAAGUUGGAAGAUAAUAGGUUGAUUGAAACUGUAGGAAUACCUGUUAAAGAUGACAAUGGUUCCCUCCGCUUAACUGCUUGUGUCUCAUCACAGGUCGGCUGCCCCUUGCGUUGCUCAUUUUGUGCUACUGGAAAGGGUGGCUACUCAAGGAAUCUCCAAAGGCAUGAGAUUGUUGAGCAGGUAUUAGCCAUUGAAGAUCUCUUCAAACAUAGGGUCUCAAAUGUUGUGUUCAUGGGAAUGGGUGAACCUAUGUUAAACCUGAGGUCGGUUCUGGAAGCACACACAUGCCUCAAUAAGGACAUACAAAUUGGGCAAAGGAUGAUGACAAUAUCAACAGUUGGUGUACCAAACACUAUCAAGAUGCUCGCUCAGCACAAGCUCCAGUCUACCUUGGCUGUGAGCUUGCAUGCGCCCAACCAGAAGCUUCGGGAAACAAUAGUCCCCAGUGCAAAGUCUUACCCAUUGGAUGCACUUUUGGAUGACUGCAAGCAUUAUUUUUCUGAAACUAGACGGAGAGUAACCUUCGAAUAUACACUUUUAGCUGGGAUAAAUGAUGGAACAGAGCAUGCAGUAGAACUAGCUGAACUUCUUCAUACAUCAUGUGGUCGUGGUUGUCAUGUGAAUCUGAUCCCUUUCAAUCCGAUCGAAGGUUCUGAAUAUAGAAGACCCUACAAGAAAACUGUGUUGGCUUUUGUGGCAGCACUUGAAUCAAACAGAAUAACUGUCAGCGUUCGGCAGACUCGCGGGCUCGAUGCGAGUGCUGCUUGUGGACAACUACGAAAUCAACAUCAAAAGACUCCAAUAGUUGACCAGACAGUGGCGGAGCCUCAACUGAUGCCCAUUUGAUGGAAUGGAAUCGGCUGUGGAACGAUUAUAGGGAUUCCUACUUGUUGAGGACAUACAGAAUGGCAACCUUAACGUAAGAUGGUAGAGUUAAGUUUAUUCUUUGAAGAGAGCAACGAGAAUCCGGAUAACGGACAGUGGUCAACGAGGCUAGUUCGAUGGUGAAAAUAAUGGAACAAAUUAUCUUUCGAAGCAGAGCCAACUUGAAGAUUAUAGGUGUUAAGCUUAUAAUGUCCUUGGGCAAACUAACUCUAGAUGGCGGUGUACAGGAUUCUCUCCCCCUCUCUCUCACCCCUUUUUUGUUGCUGUAUCAAAUAUUGUUGCUGCAUCAAGAUAUUCCCUUCAUUCCUCAUCCAACAUGGCCAGCUUAUCAUUUGUCUCUGUUGUAGGAAAUGGAAACGAAAAAUUGAUCGUGGUUCUACCGUCU